Molecule: messenger RNA, 1101 nt
Organism: Tupaia belangeri chinensis (Chinese tree shrew)
Lineage: Eukaryota; Metazoa; Chordata; Mammalia; Scandentia; Tupaiidae
Gene: WDR38
Product: WD repeat domain 38
Exons: 9
Coding region: 99-1025 (308 amino acids)
Molecular function (GO): protein binding
Source: RefSeq, a predicted model, not a curated record
CGUGUACACAGUUUCCCCUUCCCGGACUCCAUCGGGUCCCAGGAGGGCCCCCGCGGGCCCGGCUAGCGCCCACCUAGGAGGGACCCCACCGGGCUCCCAUGAAUAGCGGGGCCCCCGGGAAGCUGGCCGUGGGGAAAGUGAAAUUCUUCUCACAGCACCGCGGGGAGGUUAACUCCUCUGCCUUCUCCCCCGACGGCCAGAGGCUGCUCACCGCCUCAGAAGAUGGCUGGGUGUAUGGCUGGGAGACCCAGAGCAUUCGGCUGCUGUGGAGGCUGGGCGGCCACACAGGCCCUGUGAAGUUCUGCCGCUUCUCUCCUGAUGGCCGCCUCUUUGCUAGCACCUCCUGUGACUGCACCAUCCGCCUAUGGGAUGCAGCGAGAGCCAAGUGUCUGCGGGUCCUGAAGGGUCACAAGAGGAGUGUGGAGACAGUCAGCUUCAGUCCUGACUCAAGGCGGCUUGCCUCGGGUGGCUGGGACAAGCAGGUGAUGCUCUGGGAGGUACAGUCGGGCCAGAUGCUGCGCCUCUUAGCCGGGCACCAGGACUCCGUGCAGAGCAGUGACUUCUCACCCAGCGCAGACCACCUAGCCACUGGCUCCUGGGACUCCACCUUGCGCAUCUGGGACCUGCGGGCGGGAACCCCAGCUAUUUUCUACCAGGAACUGGAGGGUCACCGAGGGAACAUCAGCUGCCUGUGCUACUCAGCAUCGGGCCUCCUGGCAUCUGGCUCCUGGGACAAGGCCGUCCACAUCUGGAAGCCCAUGACCAACAGCCUACUUGUCCAGCUCAAGGGCCACAUGAGCUGGGUGAAGAGCAUAGCCUUCUCUCCUGAUGAGCUGAGGCUGGCCAGCGCUGGCUACUCCCGCAUGGUCAAAGUCUGGGACUGCACCACAGGAAAGUGCCUGGACACCCUGAAGGGAGUUCUGGAGGUGGCCCACGCCUGCACCUUCACCCUGGAUGGGAAGCUCUUAGUUUCUGGAGCUGUUGACGAAGUCCACUGCUCAACAAAGCCAUGCAGGACCCCUUGACUGUUACCACCUCCCCCGAUGGCCUUCACACCUCCUGGCCUUCCUAGAGGUGCGCAGGCAAGCAGCGUGUUGCAUG